Drosophila innubila is the source of this 4849-nucleotide messenger RNA. RefSeq names its product ubiquitin carboxyl-terminal hydrolase Usp2 (gene Usp2). Gene Ontology annotation, biological process: protein deubiquitination. The transcript has 8 exons. Gene Ontology annotation, cellular component: cytoplasm. The coding region runs from base 594 to 3728 and encodes 1044 amino acids. The record is from RefSeq and is a predicted model, not a curated record. Gene Ontology annotation, molecular function: cysteine-type deubiquitinase activity. Lineage: Eukaryota; Metazoa; Arthropoda; Insecta; Diptera; Drosophilidae.
ACUAACUCACUUGAUUAACUUGUACUCGAAAACCAUAACAAAGGCAAAUCGUUAAGCUAUAUAAGUACUAUAUUCCCUAGAGCAAUCGAUACCGCAACCAAAAAAUAAAAAAUAAAACGAAAUCGAAACCAAAAACAAAUAAUCGUUAAUCGAUAACGCAACUGUAAAUGUAAAUUUAACUGCAACUGAAAUCGAUCAUGAUUUAGGCAGGCGCUCCAAACAAAGUUCAAAGCAUCUAAAUAUUUAUAUAUAUACAUAUAAUAGAGAUAUAUAUUUGUAUAUAUAUAGAGAUAUUUCCAAAAUAUUUUAGUUUAACUUAGUAGUUUGUAAUUGCAAACAAGUCCAAAAUGUGUGUGUUUUGAGCAGUUUUGAGAGUAUGUAUUUUUGGUAAGCACAACACGCCUUUUCAAAUUCGAUAAAAAUUGAGGAAAAACACAACAAGAAACAAGUAUCACAACAACAACAAUGACAAGAGAGAACUAUCAAUUCUAAUAAAUCCAAGCGCAAUAAUACAAAGACAGAGAGACCGACAAAAACAACAAGAGGUGUCGUGUGGACGCAACAGCAACAGUUAGCGGACGAGCAGCUGUUGAAUGAUGUUAGACAUUAAGAAAACCAGAGGAUUCCAUAAGAUUCCAGCGUCCAAAGUGCAGCGUGAGGCAGCGACAGCAGACAACAAUCAACAACAGCAGCAGCAACAAAGAGGCAACAACAUCAGUCAACAGCAACAACAACAACAAUCACAGACGAUCACACGUCACGUCAAAGGAAACAAAUCCAGCUCAGGAGGAGGCGGAGGAGCGGCAGCAGCUGCUGUUCCAAAGCAAUCGAUUGUCAAUAGAAGUACCGCUGCUUGCAGCAACGCACGUGCAACAGCAACAACUGCCACAGCUGCCACAACUGGCAACAGCAGCAACAAUCCGGUGCGUGCGGCAAAUCAACGUUAUUUUCUGGUGUCCAGCUACAAGGAUCCCAGCUUUCUUAAGGCCGAGUGCGAGUUGGCCCAUGCACAGGUGACACUAAACACCAAGUCACAACGCAAGCGCAACAACAACAGCAACAACGAUCACAAAAACAACAAUCAAAGCAACAACAAACAAACAGCAGCUGGAAUUGGAUUGAAUGACAUGCGUCGACCGACGACGCUUAAUGGCAAUCAAACGGCCGGCAACAGCAGCAGCAGUAGCAACAGCAACAUCAACAGUAGCAGCAGAACAGCAGCAGCAGCAACAACCACAACUACAACAACAGCAAUAGCUAAUAACACAACCGUCCACAGGAUUGAUAUCAGAUAUAGUCAUAACCAUAGUCAUAGCCAUAAUAAUAGCAAGACAAAGGCAACAGUUGCUGCCGCAGCAACCGCAGCAACAACAACAGCAGCAACUGCUGGACGUGGCGUUGUGGCUGGUGGUAAGCUAAAGCCGCUGAUGCUGCAGUGCAACAACAAUCACAACGCUAUGAAUAGUCACAGUAGCUACAACAAUAAUAACAAUAACAACAGCAGCAGUAACAACAGCAACAGCAAUAAUAUCAGCAGCAUCAGCAACAACAACAGCAACAGCAUGCAACGGCAGCAGCAAGCACAACAACAACAGCAACAACAGCAACAACAACAACAACACGAUGACAUUAGCUAUAUUGAUAGCGACGAUACGCCGCCGGCAACAGCUGCUGGCACAACAGCAGCAGCAACAGCAACAUCAAGCCAAAAGGUGACCAACAUCUGUUACUUUAAGCCCAUAACGCCGCCAUUGCAGCUGCGCAAUCAGCAACAAUUGGCCAACAACGGCAGCAAUAAUGAUAAGCCAAUUGGACAACGUUCGGUGCGUCCCAAAUCCACAAUCAUCUCCUCGACAAAUUCCAACUUUGCCGCUAGCUACGAGAAGUUCAAUAGCUAUAAGCACACGAAUGGCGAGCAGCGGCCCAAGGAAAGAGAUCGGGAGCGGGAAAGGGAACGUGAAAGAGAACGGGAUCGAGAUCGAGAUCGGGAUCGGGAGAGCAGCAAUGCACGUCGCUAUGGCAUCGAUUCGUUAAGCAUUAAGGCGUCCAUUGAAAAAUUUAAUAAUCUCAGCGAGCAGAAGCGACUGCCGACGCCAAUGCGCAGCAGCAAUGCAACAGCAACAACCGGCACGACAGCAACAACAGCAGCAGCAACAUCAGCAGUAGCAGCAGCAGCAGCCGCAGGAGCAACAUCAGCUGGCAGCAGCAGCAAUCUGCAGCAACGUUACUGCAGCAGCGAUUUGGAUAAUGCAAGGAUUGCUGCCGGAUAUAGCAGCUCAUUGACACGGGCCGGAUAUCGUACAUGCGCUAGCAACAACACCACCACCACCAACAACACCAACUCGACAACAGUGACAGCGAUGACAACGAUGACAGCUCUGGCGCCCAUCGGCAAAUCGGCCAAUCGCAUUGGCCAUGGUCUUUUGGCCAAGGCAACGAACAGCAGCGGGACAACAGCAACAACAACAACAACAGCAAAUGCAGAUUGUACGAUUGGCAGUGUGUCGUCGUCAACAUCGUCGUCAUCCAGCAACCAUAAGGCGUCACGCAACGCCACAAGCAGCUCACGCUCAGUGCUGCCACCUGUCUCGCCGACAUCCAACCGCUACUGGGAUCGGGACAGCAUCCGGAGCAACAGCAAUGCCACAACUUCUUCUUCCAUUGGCUCAUCGUCGCUUAGCAAUAAGCACAAUAGCGUCGACGAAGGCUACAAGAGCUCCCGUGACGAGAAGUUCGAGGGUCUAUGCGGUCUGAGGAAUAUCGGAAACACUUGCUUCAUGAACUCGGUCAUUCAAUGUCUGAGUCACACGACUGAGCUGACGCGCUUCCUGCGCACACAUCACACCAGCACACGCUCGACAACCUCCAAGGAUCAACAGAUAUUACACGAAUUUGCCAAGCUCAUACAGGAAAUGUGGACGACAAAUGUGCACAGCGUUACUCCCAUGGAACUGAAGCGAGCCUUCUCGACGAAACAUCGAAUGUACAGUGAUUACAAUCAACAGGAUGCGCAGGAGUUUCUGCGCUUCUUCCUAGACUCGCUGCACUCGGCGCUCAAUUCGGGCGUCAAAGGCGAGACUCUGAACAUUGAUGAUAACCUCAGUGACAACAAGAAGGCGGAUCUGACCUGGGAGUGGUAUGCGCGGCACGAAAAUUCCCUCAUCCGUGAUCUAUUUGUCGGCCAGUUAAAGAGCACACUAAAGUGCACGAAUUGCGGCAAUACGAGUGUAACCUUUGACCCCUUUUGGGAUCUGAGUGUGCCGCUGCCGUCGUCAUCACGCUGUAAACUGGAGGCUUGCUUGGACUUAUUUAUACGCGAGGAAGUGCUGGAUGGCGAUGAGAUGCCCACAUGCUCCAAGUGCAAGACGCGACGAAAAUGCACGAAAAGUUUCACGAUUCAGCGUUUCCCCAAAUAUUUGGUUAUACAUCUGAAACGGUUCUCAGAAACACGCUGGAGCAAACUGUCGAAUAUUGUUGAGUUUCCCACAUCGGAUCGAGAGCUUAACAUGGCCUCAUAUGGCGCCAAUUCAAACUCGAAUGUGCAUUAUUCGCUUUAUGCGAUCUCCAAUCAUAUGGGCUCAACGGCUGGUGGACAUUAUGUGGCUCUUUGUAAGCAUCCGGUCUCACACAAGUGGCACGAAUUCAAUGAUAAUAGCGUCAGCGAUGCUAUACCUGAAAACUGUCUCGUUUCAUCCAGUGCCUAUAUAUUAUUCUACGAACGAGCGUAAAACUAACUCCAAACAAAUGCAAAAAGAGAAUCGGGCUGUAGCUGAACAAGUCAAAGGAACAUAUUAACAACGACAACAACAGAAACAACAGCAACAUUAAACACCACCAACAAAUCGCAACCACAACUGGAAUAAAGUGCAAAAGUGCAAACAACAACAACAACAAAAAUAACACCAAUAACAUCAAGAAAGUCGUACACCUUAGAAAAUGUUUUUGUAAAAUUACUGCAAUUGUGCAAUAUGUGCGUAAAUUUAUGAUCAACUAUUUACUAACUCUUAACUCAACUCGAAACCAAAUAGAAUGACUACAACAAAUGGAUAAUUGGACGACGGUGGAAGCUAAUGAUGUAUAUAAACGAUGUCUAACCAUUAACUGAAACCGACAACAGGAGCAUGCGAGAUGCAUAAAAGUAUACAUUAAAGAAAAAUAAAAAUAAUUGUAACAAUUUGUGCAACAUAGCUUUCGGCAAGCCAAGAACAUAACCGAGGGAAAGAGCAGCACAACAACAAUAAGAACAACAAUUCAACACUAUAAAACGAAAUUGAGCAAAAUUGUUACUUGCACUUCUCUUGCAUAUAUAUUUUAGUAUGUUGUAUAAGCGUCAUGAACCCAAUUUCGAUCCAUCUUUAGAACAAACACACAAAACACAUUGGAUCACGUAUAUACUUAUACUUAAAACGAGAAAAAAAAGAUGUAUCUAUAUGAUUGACAAUGAUAUAUGUAUAUGUAUGUCUGAAUUUUAAAUCACAGUCAAUACAAACUAAAAUGAAAAAGAAUAAAUCAAUAGUUUUCCACAGUUUGGUUUGCCGAAAGCCGUGUCAAGUGGUUGUGGAUAAAGAAACUAAAUUAAAAGCAAAAAAAAAGCAACAAAUCGAUAACGUAAGCAAACAAUGUAUUGAACAAAAGCUAAUUUAAAACUAACGAUAACUUGUGCAAUGUAUAUCAGUAUAUAUUUCAUAAAGAGGACAAAUGAUAAAUCAACAAUAAUGCAAAAGAGAACAAAAAGGGGGAAUAACAUUAAAAGAAAAAACAUACACAUAGAUACCCAAAAACAAAAACACACCCUCACACAUUCUAAAUGAGAUAAAAUGUGAAAAAAUCGCAAGAAACAUUAUUACAU